UCGUCAACGUCCUCGCAUCGCGGAUGGCCGGCCGGUCAAAGAGCGCUCGCUCGCUCGCUCACCUCACUGAUCUCAUCCGUGCUACUCCUGUCUCGAUUAGAAUUGCCAGAGUAAUCGGAGCUCCGGUUCCGAUCCCUGUCCAUGGCGCGCUGCGGCGGCGAAAGGAUGGUGGACGAGCUGCGCGACGUGCUGGACGACUUCGCGUUCCGGGCCAAGCGGCUGGCCGCGCCGCUGCUGCAGCCGUUCGGCCGCGCCUCCGAGGCGGUGGCGCUUGACGGCGCGGAGAUCGACGGGCUCAGGCGCAUCCGCGCGGCGCUCCGGGCCGCCGAGGAGCGCGUGGUCACCGAUGACUUCGUCAGGCUGUGGCUGCGGGAGCUGGAGGACCUGGAGCGCAUGGCCGAGGACGUGCUCGAGGAGCUCGAGUUCGAGGCGCUCCGCGCGUCCCGCCUCGAGCGGUUCAAGCUCCAGCUCCUCCGGUCCAGCGCCGGCAAGCGGAAGCGCGAGCUCAGCUCGCUCUUCUCCUCCUCCCCGGAUCGCCUCAACCGCAAGAUUGGGAAGAUCAUGGAGCGCUACAACGAUCUCGCCAGGGACCGGGACGCGCUGCGGCUGCGAAGCAGUGAUGAGGAGAGGCGACGUGAGCCGAGCCCACUGACGCCGACCAGCUGUUUGACGAAAUGCUCCCUUCAUGGAAGAGAGCGGGACAAGAAGCAGGUCAUUAAGCUGCUCCUAUCUGAUGAAUAUAACUGCCAGGGUGUCUACUCUGUUGUGCCUAUAGUUGGCGCUGCUGGUGUUGGGAAGACUAGUCUGGUUCAACACAUCUACAAUGAUGAGGCCUUGAGAUCCAAGUUUGACAUGAAAAUGUGGGUCUGGGUGUGCCAAGAGUUUGAUGUAUUGAAGCUCACAAGGAAGCUCGCUGAAGAAGCAACGGAGUCCCCUUGCGGCUUCGCUGAGAUGAAUCAACUACAUCGAAUCAUUGCUAAACGGCUGGAGGGAAAGCGAUUCUUGCUUGUUCUUGAUGAUGUAUGGGAUGAGAGUCUACUCCGCUGGACAAGCUUGCUGGUUCCUCUAAAAUCUGCUGCACCUGGUAGUAGAAUUGUAGUGACGACUAGAAGUGCUAAAGUUGCUCGAAUGAUGGCAUUCAAGAUACACCAACUGGGGUACCUCACUGAUACUACCUGCUGGUCUGUGUGCCGAAAUGCUGCCUUGCAAGACCGUGAUCCUAGUAUUAUUGAUGACGGCUUGAUUUCUAUAGGUAAAUCUGUUGCAGCCAAGUGCAAAGGCUUGCCAUUGGCUGCAAAUGCAGCAGGAAGUGUUCUAUCCAUUGCAAUUGAUAGGAAGCACUGGGAGACUGUUGAGCAAAGUGACUUGUGGGCUAACAAUGAAGUGAUUGAUCAUACCCUUCCUGCUCUUCUAGUGAGCUACAAUAGCUUACAGAAGCCUUUGAAACAUUGUUUCUCGUAUUGCUCGCUGUUUCCGAAGGAGUAUGUGUUUAGAAAAGACAAGCUGGUCAGGCUAUGGUUGGCACAAGGCUUUGCUGCAGCAGAUGGAGAAAGCGAUGCUGAAGAUAUUGCUUGCAGGUACUUUCAUAACCUCGUGGAGAGGUUCUUUCUUCAGCAAUCUCCAUCUUAUGACCAUAACGAGCAAAGGUAUGUCAUGCAUGAUCUCUACCAUGAGCUUGCUGAGUACGUAGCAGCCGAUGAGUACUCUAGAAUAGAGAGAUUUACAUUGAGCAACGUAAAUGGAGAAGCUCGCCAUCUAUCCUUGACUCCAAGCGAGACUCAUUCUCAUGAAAUAGGAGAAUUUCAUGCAUCCAAUAACAAAUAUAUGAAUGAAUCCCAAUACCCUGGCCUGCGAACUUUGCUGGUUGUCCAGAGAACCAAACAUGACGAUGGAAGAAAAACUUCGAGCAUACAAAAACCAAGUGUUCUGUUCAAAGCUUUUGUAUGUUUAAGGGCUCUGGAUUUGAGUAAUACUGACAUGGAGGGCCUGCCAAACUCUAUUGGGGAACUGAUACACCUUAGGUACCUCAGUCUUGAGAACACCAAAAUCAAGUGCCUGCCAGAGUCAAUAAGUUCUCUAUUCAAGUUGCACACGAUGAACCUCAAGUGUUGCAACUAUCUUAGUGAGCUGCCACAAGGGAUAAAAUUCCUUGCUAACUUAAGGCAUCUUGAACUACCACGCAUAGAUAACUGGAAUGUGUACAUGCCAUGUGGAAUUUCUGAAUUAACUAAUCUCCAAACAAUGCACACGAUCAAGUUCACAAGUGAUUCAGGAAGUUGUGGGAUUGCUGACUUGGUUAACUUGGACAAUCUUAGAGGUGAGCUGUGCAUAUCAGGCAUAGAGAACGUAAGCAAAGAACAAAUUGCUACAGAAGCUAUCAUGAAGAACAAAGGUGAAUUGCGUAAGUUGGUACUCCAGUGGUCACACAAUGACUCCAUGUUUGCUAAUGACGCAUCAUCUGUGUUGGACAGCCUUCAACCCCACCCUGCUCUGGAGGAACUCAUUAUCAUGGGCUUUUUUGGUGUCAAAUUUCCUGUAUGGAUGGGGAGCCAGUGCUCGUUUAAAUUGUCCUUCCUAGAGCUGAAAGAUUGUCGGAAUUGUAAAGAAUUGCCAUCUCUUGGUCUAUUACCCUGUCUGAAACAUCUUUUCAUCAACUCACUCACCAGCAUCAAGCACGUGAGACGGAUGUUAUCUAGCGGUGAUCAUACUAGCUCUGGUGAUUUUCAGUCCAGGAUUGCUUUUCCUACAUUGGAGACACUGAAAUUCACAGACAUGGAAUCUUGGGAGCAUUGGGAUGAAACUGAGGCUACAGACUUCCCUUGUCUCCGACACCUUACCAUUUUGAAUUGUAGCAAACUAACGGGGUUGCCCAAGCUUCUGGCAUUGGUAGAUCUGCGAAUAAAAAAUUGUGAGUGUCUACUCGACUUGCCAAGUUUCCCAUCCCUCCAGUGCAUUAAAAUGGAGGGUUUCUGCCGUGUCAACCAUUUGUUGCAACUCCCUCUAUUCUCUCAGCUUGAGAUGCUAGAACUUCGGUGUCACAAAAAACUCGUAUCGCUGAGAAAACUCCAGCAUAUUUCCCCAUUUCACAGUUUGAGAUUGAGAAAAGAACUAGUACAAAAGGUAUCAGGUUGUGAAGUGUUGCCAUUCCAGAAUCCCUCUGUUCAAGAUAGUCAGAAAACUUGGACAUUUUUAAGGUGUGCCGGGCAAAUCCUUGAAUGUAAUGUUGUUGCUUGUACUGAUCUUACCUUCGGCCAGACGAAUGUCCACUCUUCUGAAGAGGAAAUCGGCAAUGGUGUAAUAUUCCACAUAGGACAGGAUGAAGCUGUUGAGCUUGUAUCCUGCAAACCGGUUUGGGUCCAAAUAGGCCAGCCAGAGGAGGUUGAGAUUAUUUGCAUAGACUAGCUAUUAUGAAGUCAGCUUGAUGGUCAAAUCUUCUUGUGCUAAACCUGGAUACUGCUUGUAAAGUCAAUACAUAAUAGUUUACAGUGUGAUCCUACGUUGCAACUUGUGGUACAAGAUUCUUGAAUGAUGUUGUUAAACAUAUAGUAGAUGCUGAUUGGAUGACUCAUAAGCCUUUGAAGCUGGAGUCAUGAGUAAAUGUUAUCAAUGAAACUCGGUCAGAUGGUGA
Molecule: messenger RNA, 3628 nt
Organism: Oryza sativa Japonica Group (Japanese rice)
Lineage: Eukaryota; Viridiplantae; Streptophyta; Magnoliopsida; Poales; Poaceae
Product: putative disease resistance RPP13-like protein 1
Biological process (GO): defense response to other organism
Molecular function (GO): ADP binding
Source: RefSeq, a predicted model, not a curated record